AUGCCUCCCAAAGGUGGAAUUAAUAAACGGGAGCCACCGCGGCGUCGCAAGAUUGCCCUGGCUUGCGAGUCUUGUCGAGAUAAAAAGGUCAGGUGCGAUGGUAUCAAGCCAAUUUGUGGCCCCUGCGCUCGACGCUCGUAUACUGUUGACCAAUGUGUUUACAAGCUGGAUAAUGCAAGGUCCGCCAGCAAUGAUGAAUACCUGAAGAUUCUCCAUGAUCGUAUUCGAGAGCUUGAAGCAACAUGCGCGAAAGGCGGGGUUGCUGUGCCACCUGGGCCUUCGCAACAUAAAAACUACCGGGCAUCUGCAAGUCAAAGCCUUGUCGGUGAAGAUAUGGAUCUGGACGUAGAAUCAAGGGCAUCUGUUGCCGCGGAAGGAUUACUAGGACUGGGAUCCACCCCUGUGCCAUCUGGACCAAGUCCUCUGUCUUCUUCAACGCCUACUUUUCAACCGCCAAGAAUCCCCACGCCGAGGAAUCGACCGGAAGCUGAGCGCUAUAGAUCCCCACAUGCGGCACAUUCACAUCUGUCUCCUGAAUCUGCCCACCCACGAGCAGGCAGCAUAUAUGCUUCGCCGUCUCUCAACUCCCACGGUAAUGUCACCGCCAUGGGUGCAAUAUCUGUCGCAGAAGACGACCCAGGCACAGACUCUCCACAGGAGCAGCAAUACUAUGGGAACUCUUCAGUGGCCUCUUUUAUGCGACUAGCAGGAGAGUCGAUGCCAUUGAACAACUGA
Molecule: messenger RNA, 735 nt
Organism: Penicillium roqueforti
Lineage: Eukaryota; Fungi; Ascomycota; Eurotiomycetes; Eurotiales; Aspergillaceae
Product: Zn(II)2Cys6 transcription factor domain-containing protein
Exons: 1
Coding region: 1-735 (244 amino acids)
Biological process (GO): regulation of DNA-templated transcription
Molecular function (GO): DNA-binding transcription factor activity, RNA polymerase II-specific; zinc ion binding
Source: RefSeq, a predicted model, not a curated record